AUAAACACACUGGAAAGGAGGACACGGAUAUGACGUACGAUUCCACGCGGAAGUCACCGACGCGACUGCAGGACAAGGGUGUUUAGAAGCAAUAAGCGUUCUUGGUACAAUGGGUCGUCACUUCGGAGAUUUGGCCAAGAUCAGACAUGUGAUUACCUACAGCAUUUCCCCCUUUGAGCAAAGGGCUUUCCCAAACUACUUUUCAAAAGGAAUCCCCAAUGUGUGGAGAAGAUUCACAUCAUCUGUGUUCAAGGUUGCACCACCCAUGGUUCUGAUGUACCUGACCUACACAUGGGGCAAUCGUGUCCAUGAACAGGGCAAAAGAAAAAACCCGGCAGACUAUGAGAAUGAUCAGUGACACUACUUAGUUGGAGAUGUGUCCAUGUGUAACUUCUUGUUUCUGUACAAUUCAUCAAUAAAGAAAAUAUUUAUGAAAAUGUA
Molecule: messenger RNA, 441 nt
Organism: Paramisgurnus dabryanus
Lineage: Eukaryota; Metazoa; Chordata; Actinopteri; Cypriniformes; Cobitidae
Gene: uqcrq
Product: ubiquinol-cytochrome c reductase, complex III subunit VII
Biological process (GO): mitochondrial electron transport, ubiquinol to cytochrome c
Cellular component (GO): respiratory chain complex III
Source: RefSeq, a predicted model, not a curated record